Messenger RNA from Saprolegnia parasitica CBS 223.65, 513 nucleotides. RefSeq lists its product as hypothetical. NCBI's taxonomy places the organism in Eukaryota, Oomycota, Saprolegniomycetes, Saprolegniales, Saprolegniaceae. The transcript has a single exon. The record is from RefSeq and is a predicted model, not a curated record. Bases 1 to 513 code for a protein of 170 amino acids.
AUGGUCGUGCUCUGCGACGGCUGCUCGGGUGAGUUCUCGAUGGCGCAUCUCGACAUGCGGGUAGUACCGUCUGGACUAUGGUUCUGCGUGCACUGCAACGCCGCCCACCACGCCAACGCGAUAGACAGUGACGACAUGGACGACGACGCGGCCAAGUCUCGGCCACGCAAGGCGCCAAAGCCAGAACUAAAGGCGGACGAGAUCAUCGAUCUUGCACUGGACGACGACAGCGACUGUGCGACGAAGACGACCAAGACAUCGCGGAAGCGCAAGCGUGAUGCGUCUCCAUCGAGCGGCGACGGGCCAAAAAGGACAUGGGCCGCACCGCGCCGCCGCACCCGACCAACUCCAAGUCUGGGAAGCGUGUUCCGAAAGAGAGCAAGGCGUCGCCCAAGCCCAAAAAAUCCCGCAAGGGAAGUGGCAGUCGAGGAAGCACGCCCAGAGCAUCGCCUCACGUCAGCGAGGAUGAAGAUGAGAAGGAGACAGCCGCCGAUCCGUCGCUGGACAGCGUGA